Messenger RNA from Macrosteles quadrilineatus (aster leafhopper), 773 nucleotides. RefSeq names its product magnesium-dependent phosphatase 1-like. The record is from RefSeq and is a predicted model, not a curated record. Lineage: Eukaryota; Metazoa; Arthropoda; Insecta; Hemiptera; Cicadellidae. Gene Ontology annotation, molecular function: acid phosphatase activity. Bases 20 to 685 code for a protein of 221 amino acids. The transcript is spliced from 4 exons.
UGCAUUUUCAGUAGCAGGCAUGGUCUGCCUUACACAUUGUUGGUCUCAACAGCAGUAUGUUCUGUGGAAAGUAUUCUUUGUGGUGUUUAUUUCAUUUGCCUUUAAUUCUGGGUGGCUCGCAUCAGCGGAAGAGGAUAAAAAGGGGAAAGUGGAACGAAAACAACCUGAUAAUCCAUUUCUGCCUGCUAUGAUUGUCUUCCACCUUGAUCAUACACUAUGGCCUUUUACAAUGGAAAUAAUGCAGCACCCUCUAAAUCGUACUGGCGUGAAACACCAGAUAAAAGACAAAGUGGGAAGACUUUUCAACAUGUACCCGGAUGUGUAUGACAUUCUAGAGGAGUUGGACCAAAAGUGGUACAAGAUCGGUGGCUUGAGCGCUGACUCUGACAUCCGGCGGGUAGAAGAAACCACAGACCUCUUUGACAUCGACAAGUUCUUCAACGGCUUUGAGACGAAACCUGGGAACAAGACUGAGCAAAUGUUGAGAUUAAGUGAACGAGCCAAAGUACCUCUCGAGAAUAUUCUUUACUACGAUACAAACAAAUUGGACUUGGACGAUAUGAAGGCAAUAAAUGUUACGGGAGUGUGGGUCAACCUGAGUGGUGGCCUCACUUAUGCUCAUCUGGAGCAGGGCUUUAAGGUCUUCAGAGAGCAAAAAAGUAACACAGCUACAGCAAAACCAUAAGGACAACUAAACUGAUUACUUUUUUACUAAUUCAAUCCAUUUAUACUGGGUUUUGUACAUAAAUCAAAAAUAAGAUGCAUUUAAUAUA